Molecule: messenger RNA, 789 nt
Organism: Pochonia chlamydosporia 170
Lineage: Eukaryota; Fungi; Ascomycota; Sordariomycetes; Hypocreales; Clavicipitaceae
Exons: 4
Coding region: 1-789 (262 amino acids)
Biological process (GO): mycotoxin biosynthetic process
Source: RefSeq, a predicted model, not a curated record
AUGACUGACAAAGACAGUUACAGCUCUAGUUUAUCCAGAGACGCAAGCGACGAUAAUAGUCAAGCUUGCUCAGAAGAAUUGCCAUUUAUCCCGCUAGACUCACGGCCGCAACGCAAAGAAAGAAACUAUAUUCUUGUGCUAUGUCUACUUGAGCUAAUACAACUUGUUGUUUUUGGGCUGGCCUUUGGAUUACGGAAGCCAACGGAAGGAUGCCACAAACAAUGGCCAGAUGUGAACGGCUAUUCUUCUUUAUCCGCGUAUAACAAGACGGUAACCUACAGCAACGAUCUCCAUCUAGUAGAGCCUUCCAAUUUUGGCGACCACUUCUGGAAUACGUUUAUGCCGAAUUCAGCUGUGGUCGCUAUUGCGACGGACGUGGUGAAAUCCCAAGGCAUUCCUGAGUCUGCCGUAUCUCCCACCAAUUCAAACGUGAUGCUCUACCAGAUCGACGGUUUCCACGAACUACACUGCUUGUGGCGCCUUCGUAGACUUCUUAUUGGUACCGCCACGCGAACGGAUCAUACGCAUACGUUGCACUGUCUUAAUUACAUCAGGCAGACACUAAUGUGCAAUCUUGAUCUGACGCUGGGAAGCACCACCGACUAUGAGAACUAUGGACUUCAUGACAAGCGUGUCUGCCGAGACUACGAAGCAAUUUUCGCGUGGACAGAACGUAACAGUUGGAAAGACUUUGAGCCGUAUCAAGAUAUGAAGACGGAGCACCACAAGGCGAAGUUGAAGUCACUUAACGCUACUGUAGAUCCGGACUACAAAUCCCCAUAUGUCUAA